AUGGGUACUCUCAUAGACUCCCAUUUCUUAGCUUUCACCGCACUUAUCACUAUUGGUUAUCAGUUUCUGUUUUUCGUCGUCACUGCGCUCCUCAAAUUCGACAAAGUCACUGAUUUUGCGGGAAGUACGAAUUUCAUUAUAAUUGCUGUAUUGACCUUGGUGAUCAAAGGCUCCUGGUAUUUUCGACAGAUAAUACUGACUUUGUUUGUUGGGAUAUGGGGAUUUCGCCUGGCGCUUUUCCUCUUAUUCAGAAUUUUGCAGUGGGGAGAGGACCGACGCUUUGAUGAAAUGCGCAAUAAUUUGGCUAGACUGGCCAUAUUUUGGAUAUUUCAGGCUGUCUGGGUGUGGGCUGUGAGUUUACCUGUCACGUUGGUUAAUGCAAGCGACAGAAAUCCCUUUCUACACGUUGUGGAUAUAAUAGGAUGGAUUAUGUGGGCUCUCGGUUUUAUUGUGGAAGGUACAGCAGAUCAACAAAAGCUGAAUUUCAAAAGAUCUUCAGAAAAUAGAGGGAAGUGGUGUAAUGUUGGACUCUGGAAAUAUUCUCGUCAUCCUAACUAUUUUGGUGAGAUAUUACUUUGGUGGGGGAUUUUUGUGGCAUCUACACCUGUACUGGAGGGUGCUGAAUGGCUGGUAAUCAUCGGACCAAUCUUUCUCACAUUGUUGCUUCUCUUUGUCAGUGGCAUUCCGCUGCUUGAGGAUUCGGCAGAUAAGAAGUUUGGCAAUGUAGAUGGAUAUAGGAUAUACAAAAAAAGAACCAGCCCUUUAAUCCCGUUGCUACCAUCAGUCUAUGGGAACUUACCGGCAUGGUUCAAAACAGCUUUUCUCUUUGAAUUUCCAUUCUACAGUCGUAGUCUUCCACAAGAAGAGAACUGGUGA
Messenger RNA from Sphenostylis stenocarpa, 876 nucleotides. NCBI's taxonomy places the organism in Eukaryota, Viridiplantae, Streptophyta, Magnoliopsida, Fabales, Fabaceae. The record is from the annotation of a GenBank genome assembly.